Molecule: messenger RNA, 1562 nt
Organism: Rhodamnia argentea
Lineage: Eukaryota; Viridiplantae; Streptophyta; Magnoliopsida; Myrtales; Myrtaceae
Product: WRKY transcription factor 71-like
Exons: 4
Coding region: 48-1112 (354 amino acids)
Biological process (GO): regulation of DNA-templated transcription
Molecular function (GO): sequence-specific DNA binding; DNA-binding transcription factor activity
Source: RefSeq, a predicted model, not a curated record
GGGAACUAGAAAAGAGGAGGGAAUAAGCAAUCAAAGUCCAAGUCAUCAUGCAUUGCCAAAUAAUUGAGUUUGGUUUCGAUUUCUUGUUCUUGAUCUUCCUCUCCGGCAUGUCCGACCGCAAGAACGAUGACCCUUUUGACUACAAUCCUUUCUACAUCUCCGACAACGUCGGAGGAGUCAGCCACCCGGAGUUUCGAUUCUUCGACGACGAUAGCACUAAUCUCUCCAUGUUCACUCAUCAUCAACAAGCUCCGCACAACCCACAAGCGCUCAACCCCGGCCCGUACACGAGCUUCGCCGGCAUCUUACGCGGUUCGGUUGAGUACAACACCUUGUCGAGAGCCUUCGACAUGUCUUGCUCAUCGUCCGAGGUUAUCACGCCUAACCUAGACGAGGGAGGUUCCUCGAAAAAGUGCGCGGUCGCGGAGUCAUCAGCCGCAGCGAGCGAAAACGGCCCGCCGUCUCCAAGUUCUUCGGUGUCUUCGUCUUCGAAAGAGGCAGCGGUCGAAGAAGAUGGACAUAGCAGCAAGAAAGAUGAGGAUGAUCCAAAGACCGAGUGCAAUGAAAAUGAUGACAAAUCCAAAAAAGGGAAUAAGCCGAAAAAGAAAGAGAAACGCCCGAGGGAACCGCGCUUUGCCUUUUUAACGAAGAGCGAGAUCGAUCAUCUUGAAGAUGGAUACAGAUGGAGGAAAUAUGGACAAAAGGCGGUCAAGAAUAGCCCUUAUCCGAGGAGUUACUAUAGAUGCACCACUCAGAAAUGCACCGUGAAGAAGCGAGUCGAGAGAUCGUUCCAGGACCCAUCAAUCGUGAUCACGACAUACGAAGGCCAGCACAACCACGAAUGCCCGGCAAACCUCCGAGGCAAUGCAGCUGCCGCUGCGAUUUUAUCCCCUUCAUUUUUUGCAUCGCCAUCAGCAAUCGGACCGAGCUUUCCUCACAAUUUGUUCCUGCCUCAGUUGCUUCAGAUGAGGAAUCCAAAUCGUGCUGACUCUAGCAACCCCAUGAUGUUCUAUCCCCAAACUCUAGCUCCUCAGCAGCAACAAUUCCAGCUUCCUGACCAUGGUUUGCUUCAUGAUAUGGUCAAUUCAUUCGUCCAGAAAAAGGAGCCUUGACUGGUUAAUCCAUUUUUAUUGCUGUAAGUCGAUAAGGUAUCCGAGCCGUAAAUGGGUCAUGGCGUAUUAUAUUUGUGAAAUUUCUUGUCAAGACCUGAUAUACAUGGACACAUAGCAUGAAUUGGUUAUAGAUCGAGGAAUAUCCCCAGUGCCGCUUGGCACGCUUUAGAAAGUUGAUGUGGCUCAGUCCAUCAGUUCUGGGAUUACUUGCAUUGCUAAGAGAAACGGAACCUUCGGUUUUUUCCAUGUAAAGCGCGGAACAACCCGUGCUGUAUGAUUGAGAUGACUGUAGGAAAUUGGAGACAAAAUGAGAAGGCUAGAGUUACAGUUGCACAACAGAACUUAACCCUUUGAUUGUUUGAUACCCAGCUUCCUCUUUACAACUCUCUUUUUUCCCAGGUAAAUAAUACUAGGUUGUCGUCAAAUGUUGUUGUUAAUAUCAUCAGACAU